Messenger RNA from Phascolarctos cinereus (koala), 1907 nucleotides. It is a transcript of the gene MAP1LC3B, whose product is annotated as microtubule associated protein 1 light chain 3 beta. The record is from RefSeq and is a predicted model, not a curated record. Lineage: Eukaryota; Metazoa; Chordata; Mammalia; Diprotodontia; Phascolarctidae.
CGGGGGUCACCUGACCCGGCUGCGGGGCUUCGGGGACAGAAGGGAAGUCGUUGCGGCCGGAGGGGCACCUCAGAAGCUUCCGUCUCCGUCUCCGCCGUCGCCUCCUCGGUCUCCGCCGCCAGAGCUCUCGUCGCCCCCGGGCCCGUCGGAGCCGUCGAAGCCCGCUCCCCCUCCCCGACCCUCCCCUGCCCCGCACGAUGCCUUCGGAGAAGACCUUCAAGCAGCGCCGUACCUUCGAACAAAGAGUAGAAGAUGUGAGACUUAUUCGUGAGCAGCAUCCUACCAAGAUACCGGUGAUAAUAGAAAGAUACAAGGGUGAGAAACAACUUCCUGUACUGGAUAAAACCAAAUUCCUUGUACCAGAUCAUGUCAACAUGAGUGAGCUAAUCAAAAUAAUUAGAAGGCGCCUACAGCUGAAUGCUAAUCAAGCUUUCUUCCUGUUGGUGAAUGGACACAGCAUGGUGAGCGUUUCAACACCUAUUUCUGAAGUGUAUGAAAGCGAGAAGGAUGAAGAUGGAUUCUUGUAUAUGGUAUAUGCCUCUCAGGAGACAUUUGGAAAAUCUUCAGUGUAAGACCUAGUACAAAGCUUCUAUACUAGAAUUUUUUAAGCCCUCACCCAGGAAAAAAGGGAUGUUACCAACUGAGAUUGUUCAGUUCAUCUAAUCACAGUUCACCAAAAUAGAAAUACUACCACCUUAGGGGUUUUUAGUAAGUUGUCUCUUGUAUUACAUGCAUAUGUAAUAAUACAUGUUCAAUUCCAAAAGCAUAUACAGUACAACUUUGGAAAACUCCUGUUUCAUCUUAGGAUAUCUUGGUUUUAAGUUUUAGGUUUAGAAACAUACCUUGCAUUCUAAGUUGCCAAUAAAAUGGGACAUUUGAAUUGCUGUAGUGACUUUUUUUAAAAAUAGGAAUUUCAGUUCCAGUGGUAACGUUUUAAGCAUUUAAUGAAACAAGCCUUUGUUCAUGGAAACUGCUAAUUUUUAUAGGAACAUUUCUCUUUAACUGUGUAUCUUUAAGUAGCCUUGUCAAAUGUCAUAUCUAUUUUUUUAAAGUCCAUUUACCAUCAGUGGUUGCAGCAAAACAGGGUAAAUGGGGGGGCAAAAAAGUCUAGCUUAUUCUGGAAUGGAUGCAUAGAUUCCAAUUUAGUAAACCACCGACUUCCUUGCUGUCACUUAUUUGUUUUCUGUAUAGUCAUACAGAGAAACACCAUGGAUUCUAUGGGUAAACUGAAUGAUUUCUUUUAAAUGCUUGGCUUCCAAAAAGUUCCGGAGAACAGAGGGAUGGCAUUUCUUAUAUUACCGAUUUGCUCUGAUUUAGAGACUCUCAAACCAGUUCACUAAACAGUUGCACCAGAAUAAGUCUUUGCUGAUGCAGUUAGAAAUUACAUCCUAGAACUUUGGAGCAUUAAAAUUCAUUUUGCACUCCCUUGACCUUUUGGGUUAAGUUUGUAGUCUGAUUUGUUAUGUUUCAAGUGGAAAAAGUAACUGCUUCACUAAAAUACUUUAUUAAAAUUUUAACUGUAAGCAUACUUCAGCUAUCACUGUUAAUCAUAAAAACUCCUCCAACCAGUUUACGUGCAUGUCAUUUUGUAAAGGAGAAUGUAGCAAAGGGGUAAAAGCUGCUUUCAACAACGUCAUUUUAUUUAAUAUCUUGAACAAAGGACUAUAAGUGCUUCCUGCUACUUGCAUGGGGUUGACAACUUAUUUUCAUGGAGUGUCACAAAAAGUUCAUUGUUACACCAGUUGAGCUGAAGUAUGUAUGUAGCAAGCAGAUCAGCAGAAAUUUCCCUUGUAUAUUUAGAUGUGUGUGAAAUAUCUACAACUGUUAGUGAAAGUUAUGUACUAUAAUGGAGAAAAGCAAUAUUACUGCACCUUGGCACUAUAGUUAAUAAAUGUAUACAACUUGUU